Molecule: messenger RNA, 4836 nt
Organism: Ictidomys tridecemlineatus (thirteen-lined ground squirrel)
Lineage: Eukaryota; Metazoa; Chordata; Mammalia; Rodentia; Sciuridae
Source: RefSeq, a predicted model, not a curated record
GUGUUGGUUUUGAGGACAGAGCCAGCCAAGAGCAGUGUUGCUACACGGUGCAUGUGAUGAAGAGCUGAAGGCAGCCGCCUCUUACAGGCUGGCUUCUGAGAUUGUACCUUCUUCUCCUGCUCCUCUUCCAACUCUAUGACCCUCCAAGGCCCAUCUGACCUGCUCAGGAACCAAGAUGAUGCAGCCAGCCGCACAGCUCCAGUUCAUGAACCAGUUGUCACCGAGUGGGCAGUGCGUCCCCCCACCCCAGCCCAUCCAUGCCUCCUGGACAAAGUGGGGAGAGCGUCUGCACAGCAGUAUGAGGCCCGCAAGUCCAAGGAGCAGCUUCCGCAACAGCCGGCUCAGAGCAAGACGGAGCCUCGCCGCAUCCCGCGCCUCCGGGCGGUGGUAGAGAGCCAGGCCUUCAAGAACAUCCUGGUGGACGAGAUGGACAUGAUGCUGUCCCGGGCAGCCACCCUCAUCCAAGCCAACUGGAGGGGCUACCGGCUCCGGCAGAAGCUCAUCUCCCAGAUGUUGGCGGCCAAGGCCAUCCAGGAGGCCUGGCGGCGCUUCAACACGAGGCGCCUUCUCCGCUCGAGCAAGGUCACGGUGAAGAGGGUGAGCAAGGAGGAAGGAGACAUCCCUUACCACCCGCCCCAGCAGGUGCGCUUCCAGCCCCCGGAAGACAAGCCCCCUCAGGUGCAGCCCGUCAUGAUGAGCAAGGAGACCCAGUUCCCGUCCUCCGACAGCCUGGUCACCUGCAUCCCCCAGCUGGGUCUGCUGCAGCACCCCGCGGCCCAGGGCAUGGCUGGGCCCGGAGUGCAGGCUCCCCACGGCCCCGGAGCCCACGGGGUGGCCUUCCUGCCGCACCAGACCAUGGCCAUGAGACUUCCGAGUCCGGUGGGUCUAGAUCCCAAAUGCCAGCCGUGCCUGCUGACCAAGACCGUCAGGAGCUCCUGCCUCAUCAGGCACCUGGAGGGGGACGCGGUGAAGACCAAGCACGUAACCACCAGAGCCACCAGAGCAGGGGCCCCAGAGCCACCGCCCUCGGGCAGGUACGGCCAGGCACUUCCUGGAACCUUCAAGGCCCAGAUCCAGGCCCACGUGGAAGCCGAUAUCCACAAGACCCCACCCCAGGCCUUCCCAGCGUCCACCCUGAGCAAGACCCCACCCAAGACGAGUCCACUGGUUUCCAUAACCAGGACCCAGGCCCAGGUGUCCCCCGUCCCCACAGUGACCAAGACGCCACCUCAGACAGGCCCAGGACCCAUGAUGACAGUCAUGAAGACCCUGGCCCAGACAGGCCCGUCGCCCACAGUGACCAAGACCCAAGCUCAGAUGCGACACACACCUUCACUCACCAACGCUCCCCUGCAGUCGCGGUUAGCGGCCACCAUGGCCAAGAUCCCCCCCCAGGUAUGCCUGUUGGCUUCGGUGAUGAGGCCCCCGUGCCCCGCACGCCCGGGGGCCACCACAGCCAGGCCCCCACCACAGACGUGCCCCGUGUCUGCCAUGACGAAGCCCUCACCCCAGAUCCGCCUGGUGACCGCCCCGACCAAAAACCAGAUGCCAACUUGCCAAGCCGCCGCCCCUGUGACCAAGACUCCGUCCCAGGUUUGCCCAGGUGCCUCCAUAAUGAAGCCCCCGCCCCAGACGCGCCUGGCGGCCAUGAUAACGAAGACCCCAGCCCAGAUCCGCUCAGUGGCAGCGGUCCUCCGGACCCUGUGCCUGGUCCCUCCCGUCGUCGGCAAUCUCAGAACGCCACCCCAGACGGCGGCGGGAUCCCCCGGAAUUCCCAGCACGUGCUCCACCGUGCACCUGAACACACAAAAGGGCAAGGUCAUGGUGAACGUGAGGCAGACGGCCGGCGUCAAGGACUCAUCCCACUCGUACCUGGCCGAGGGGAAGGUCCGGAGUGUCCCCCAGCCACACCUCGAAGCCGGGGCUCCCAAGCCUGUGGCCAGGGGUCCCUUGGAACCUGAGAAGGUCAGGACCUGCCUCCAGAGGCAGGUGAAGAAAGAAACCGUGUCAAAGACCAACGUGACCAUGGAAAUGACCCAGCCUUUGCCAUGGACGAAGGUUGCUGAGGACAGGAACAAGUCCCCGCCACAGGCACAGCAGAGGAUAGAGCUCAUCAAGGUGCAGUCCCAGGUGUACGUACCUGUAGAAGCAGCUGCGGCCCUGCCCCGGGCCCAGAUGACCGCCCCUCUGACCAAGACCCUGGGCCAGGCGCGUCCGUCUCCCAGGCAGGCCAAGGCCCUGCCCCAGGAGCAGCUGACCACACCCCUGACCAAGACCGUGACCCAGUUACAUCCAGCCGCGGAGCAGGCCAAGGCCCUGUCCCCACCAGCACAUCUGGCCACGUGUCCACCAACAGCCAUGCCCCAGCCGCACCUGGCCACGUGCCUGACGAAGACCACAUCCCAGGUGCAUCUGACUUCUGAGCAGACCAAGGUCCUGUCCCAGGGACAUUUGUCCACCACCCUGGCCAAAACCCUGCCCCAGCCCCCGCUGGCCGCACCUCUGAUGACGGCGUCCCCACUGCACUCGCCGGCCAAGCAGCCCAAGGCUGGGUCCCCAGCACACCUGGCCCCGCAAUCACCCAAGACCCCCUCCCAGGUGUACCCACCCUCCAGGCUGACCAAGACCCCGUCGCUGGCUCACCUCGUCACGUGUCUGACCAAGGCACAGUCCCAGGUGCAUCUGAGCUCGGGGGCGGUGAAGAUCCAGUCCCAAGCGCAGCUGCCCGUGGGGCUGACCAAGACACAGUCCCAGGCCCAGCUGGUCUCCCAGACCAAGUCCUUCUACACAGCUCGCCAGUCCACGGACCUCAACAGCAAGACGCAGUCCCAGCCCCUCCUGACCGGGUCCAGGGCGUCUGUCCCCUCCUGCCAGCACCUGGGGGCGAUGAGCUUCCUGUCCCGACCCAAGUCCGAGGACAGACCUGCCCAGCUCCAGCCCCAAGGCCACGUACAGAGCAAGACCACGCACGGCCCCUGCCCAGUGGCCUCAGAGGCCCAGGGCAUGCUGGUACCUCUGAUGACCUCCACCGGACACCCCACGUGCAACAUCGAGCCCUGGGGUGACAGCGGAACAGCGCGGGCCCAGCCGCCGGUGGCCAGCCAGGCGGUGCCCUGUCAGGAGGCGGCGGCUUCCCAGAUCGCCUCCCUGUGCGCGGAGCUGGCCGCUGUGCUGGGCUCCCAGGAGGACAUCCGGGCCCUGCUGGCCAAAGCCCUCUCCCAGGGAGAAGUGCGGGCCGCUCUGAACCAAGCCCUGUCCAAGGAUGUCCUGGGCACCACUGUGACCAAGGCGAUGCCGCAGGGCAUGCUGGGCAUGGCCCUGGUGAAGGCGUUGUCCUGGGGUGAACUGGGCAUCACCCUCUCCCGGGCGCUGUCCCGGGGCGAACUGCGCUCAGAACUCACCAAGGUCAUGCAGGGCAAGUUGGCCGAAGUGCUCAGCAAGGCCCUGACCGACGAGGAGCGGGCGGCCCUCGGUCAAGCCCUGUGUCAGGGGGAGCUGGGCGCUGUCCUCAGCCAGUCUCUGUCCCAGGCAGCCCUGAGGACUGCAGCCAUCCUCCCCAAGGCCUCCUCGAAAGCUGUGGGCAGCGGGAUGACUCUGCUGCCCGCCUCGGUGGAGGUGGACUGCCGGGGGAACGCGUCGGCCACGUGGGGAUCUGCCGUGGGCCCCGGGAGACCGCAGCCCAGCAAGGGCCAGAUCUCCCGUCAUGCCGUGGGUCCUGUAGCUGGCCUUCACAAGCCAUCCCUGGUCCCCACUGUACUCCAGGGCCCCGUGGAUGCUGGCUUGGCCAGUGGUGUUCCCAGCGUAGCCGUCAGGCCCAUGGACCACGCUGUGGCCCCCCAGAACACGUGGGAGACGGCCAGGGGCCCCGUGCCGUGGGACACCUUGGGCAGCGUGGCGGCGGUGAGCCCCAGACAGCCGGGGGAGCUGAUGGUGUCCGUGCAGACCAUGGAGAAGAUCCUCGUCCGGGCCGCGGUGGUGAUCCAGGCGUUCGCGCGCGGCUACCUGGUCCGCAGUACCAUCCGGGUGUGGCAUCAGUGCGCCACCGUCAUCCAAGCGAGUUGGCGUGGCUUCCGCGUGCGACGGAACCUGGCCCGGCUGUACCGAGCCACCACCAUCAUCCAGGCCGCCUGGCGAGGCUACUGCACCCGCAGGGACUGUGCCCAGCAGAUGCUGCUCCCGGCCGUGUGGGUGGAGCUGGGCAGCAAGGUCCGGGCCGCCCCCGACCCCCGCUGUUUCCCGGGCAGUGAGGCCAGGCUGGGCUCUGACCACCGCUGCUUCCAGUCCUGCCAGCCUCACAUCUGCAGCCUCUGCCAGUCGCUGAGCCCCGGGCUGGGCAACCCGCCCAGCGUGGUGAUGCUCGUGGGCUCCAGUCCCCGCACGUGCCACAUGUGCGGCCACACCCUGCCCACGCGGGUGGUGCACGGCAUGGGCCGCAGCAUCUCCAGCCAGGGGGGCCUGCUGUGGGCCUGCAGCUCCCCGAAGGCCUCCCAGGGCCUCUGCAGGUCACCCGGUCAGAACAGAGCGGCCAUGGCCAUCCAGUCGGCCUGGAGGGGCUUCAAGACCCGCCGCCAGCUCCGGCAGCAGCAGUCGGCAGCCAAGAUGGUUCAGUCCAACUGGAGAGGCCACUACACCCGGAGCUGCCUCACCACGGACAUGCUCCUGGGGUCGGGAGCCCCGCGGGACUGCUCAAGGGAUCCCUCGCGACACAGCACCCACAGCACCCGGUCCGCGCGCUGGCCCGGCGUCUAGGACCCUGGCUGCGUGCCAGCAGAGGGACAUAUGGGAAGGGCCGUGUGGCUCUCUGGGUCUGAUGAAUAAAGUCCUCCACAGCCUGGG